AUGGACGACAUACUGAAUUCCCUGUGGGAGUGGACGCAGGGAAACCUGAAGCUGUACAACCCAGAAGCGAACUUUUACGAUGAUCUCCAGGUCGUGGCGGUGCGAGUGGUCGUACUACUCGUUGCAAGGUAUCUACACUCUUUACAACUUGUUCCAAAUGGUGUUUUGUGCAUGACAGGACCGUUUUUAUUAUUUACAUGCUGAGCACGACGCAGCGGGAGUUCUUUCAUCUUGUGUGAAAAUGAAUACCAAUACCUCGGUAUCAACCCAAACCACAGGUUCUGCUUCGCCGGUGCGUACCACCGCGAGCUGCGGAAAUGCCCCUGCCUCCUCGACUAUGUCACGAAAACCGGCGACUACGCGGAUUUGCAAAAGGCGAAGUUUUUCGAAAAUUUAUGGUACACCAUGUGGCACAGCAGCAUAUCCGCGUGGACAAUCUCUCUCUUUUUGAAAGAGCCCUGGCGAGAAAACAUCUACAACUACGAUUUAUCCGUCAUCUUCGGGAAUUGGCUUUCGCAACGGGCCUCGCCGGAAGUCAUCACCUGGUACCUCUGGCAGCUGGCGUUUUGGAUAAGUAGUUUGAUCUACCUGUUUCUCGAGAAGCGGAGAAAAGACUUCUACAUGAUGCUGACCCACCACUUGGCGACCUGCACUUUGGUGUUCUUCUCAUACUGGUGGAACUACUGGCGCAUUGGCUUACUCGUAUUGCUCUUCCACGAUGCGGUGGACAUUUUCCUCUACGCGACGAAGGCGGGGAAGGACAGCCUCCCGCGGAAGAUCACAGAAAUACUCUUCGUUUUCUUUUUACUGUCCUAUUUGGUGCUCCGCCUAAUCCUCUACCCGUCAAUAUGCGUCUACACGGCGGUCCGAACGGGGUGGGGGGAUAUUGUCGAUCCGGUGCUCAAGUACUUGUUCGAUUUGAAGCCGUUUCCAGUAGAUCGGGAGAUGAAAAGUUCGGGCGCCGGGUUCUACUCGAUGCCGGCGCUGCUUUGUGUGUUACAAGUCCUGCACAUUCUCUGGUUUCGAAUGAUACUGAUCAUCGCGGUGAAGGCAAUAAAAGCCAGUCUGCACGACACGGGUGACAUCCGGUCCGAAUCGGACAUAAGUCCCGCGAACAGCCCUGUGCCGUCGAAAGCGUCGAACACGGAAUUCUCCGCUGGUAAGGAAUUUCAAGUAUCAAAUCCCCAGGACAAGGUCAGGGCGGCGGUAGCAGAAAAAGGAUCACCAGCAGCAGCAGUGCCGGCCUUUGAACUAGAGGACAAAGGAGAGAUGAACAAUAAGCCGAAAACAAGAAAACGACUGCAGAAGUGAGCCUUGCGGUCGGCAUUCCAAUUAGAGCUGCACCACAGAGCCUCUGUAAGUACUUCUGGUGGCAUGAGGCAUAGUUCUUGGCCGUGUUUAGGGGCGUGUACUAGUUCUUGUUCGACCUGUCGUGCCCGCGAUUCCUCCGCGACGCGCAUUUGGGACCAACGACCCAGUGGAGAAAUGGCCCGCCGAGCGACGACGAGUGUUUCUGGUUUUGAGAUGAACUUCCACAGGAACGGAAAGUAGCCUUCUCUCGUCGCUUCUUCAGUGACGGGCUUUUUUCCCAAGGAAGAAUAAUGAUUUUUUGAGCAGGGAAAGGAUGAUGUGCUGGGUGAGAAUUUCAGUCGUCAAAUCGAAAGCGCGCGACACAAAAGUAGUAACACGCAAUGGCA
Messenger RNA from Amoebophrya sp. A120, 1697 nucleotides. The record is from the annotation of a GenBank genome assembly. NCBI's taxonomy places the organism in Eukaryota, Dinophyceae, Syndiniales, Amoebophryaceae.